AUGACCAUGAACGGUGACCACCAGUCGGUUGCCACGGCACCGCUGGAUUUACGCACCACAACCCGGGAGCGUGGGAGCUCCGGUGCGAGGAGUCCGGAUUGCAAAGGUCACGUAAGGGACGCCCGGGUGACAGGCGGCUCACCUGCACCUCCUGCGUGCACGGGGACGGACAGUUUGCAAACACGCUGCCCUGCUGUCAGAGACGCGCACCGGUCAAAAAACGGCACCGACCGUAAGCGACCGGCGGACGAAUCUUCCCUCAGGCUUCCUUUUAGGAAACGCCGGAUUCUUGUAGAGCCGGAGACCCAGAGUCAGUCACCGGCUCCUACAGAGAGAGGAGACCGAGUUCCCCCCGUGGUCGAGACAGACUUUACAUCCCGGGUUCGUCGUUUGGAAAGAGUAGCGGAUGAUGGCAGGAUCAGCGCUGGACCACUGACUUCCAGUUGGCGUCAUGAUGCUCGACAGAGUCUUGAUGGCUAUCCCGUCCGAUUUUUGCAGCCUUUUGAAUACAGUAAGUGUUUAUUAACAUUUUAAACAACAAUAUGCAAUACGUCCCCCUAUCUCAGAAAACAGGAAUGUUUUAUUAUCUUCAUAAACCAUUAAAUAACUGUUGUAAUAAAUGUAGUUACUUUAGAGUAGCCACAAAAAUCAGGAUCUUCUGACAUACUUUAAGGAACAUAUUUGUCAACUCUGAUGAAUUCUAAGACUGUUUUAGCUGAUGGAGUGUGUCAAAACCCUCAGGGACUGUAAUUUUCCAAUUAUUUCAUGGACAGAUGUGGGAUUUUAAAUCUGAAAACAGAACUUACAGAUGACUAUUUGUCACUGCUGUGUCACAGAUGGAUGAAAAGAAAGAGGUGUCACGAUUGAUGCAGCACUUUUCUGAAACGAUCAGAAAGUGUCCAGUCAGCAUCUCUGCGAUUGUUAUGUGUCAGUCUCCUGCACUAAAGAUCUUAGCCAGAUCAACUCAUAGCUAAAUAUGUCCUUUGCACACACACACACAUACUCAGGCACAGCUGCACACUUCCUCAUUACAGAAACUGAUGUACUUGCAAGAGUUCCAUAUUUGAAAUAUCUCCAUCAUUUAUUUUUUUUUUAAUACUUCCUUUAUGCUCUCCACCCUCUAUCUGUCUGUCUUUGCUCAGGUCCCUACCCAGUCUUCUGUGUGCCCCCUGAGCGGAACCAUCCUGUGGCCCUCCAAACCAGUAUCGCCCUAGCUACAAAUCAAGAUGAAGAUGGAGACACGUAUGUUGAUUCUUUUAAAGCUGGAAUGUCUUCCUUGUCUUACGAUUAAAUCAUGCGUACCUUUAUCUCAUACCUCCAAGUCACUGAAGCGCACAGCGAAGUUAAAAUUGUCAUACGUUUUCAUGGUCAUAGCAGCCGUGCUGAUGAUGAAACAGGUCACAGAUCCUAAAUUGUGAUGAAUAUGUACACAGUCUGGAGAAGUUACAAAGCAAAUCUGACAUGAAGCUCGACGGAAAAGUUAUUCAUUUCCUCUUAAAAGUGGUAAUUGUGUACACUGAAGUCCAAAAUUGGUUUGUCGCUUUAGGGAGUGGACAACCUGAGUCAACCCAUAACAUGUUUUCCAAUUGUUUUUACUGGGAGGACAUAAUUCAGCACAUGAGUUACUUGAAGUAAUUGAAAUAUAAUAUCACAAUUAAAGAAACGGUGUUGGCACAAGUAGUUGGGAACUUUGAGGGUAUUUUUGCUGCUGUCUUGUCUCUACUCAUGCGUGUGUUUGCUGGUUUGAUAUUCAGGUUUGUCUGCCUCUGGUCUUUCCAAGCAGACAUUUACAUAAAUACUAGCAGGAAAUUUAAAAAUUCUAAUUAGCCUCAAAAUAGAGAAAGUCAACUAGGACAACAUUUUAGAACCUGAAGCUGGAGAGGCCAAAUGAAAUUCACUCAUUUGAGCUUCUUCCCUUUUUGACCUGUGAAAAUGUUAUGCAUGAAUAAGUUCCCUUGAUAAGUUUUAGCUGACGGUAAGAGACUGAUGUUGGCAUACUGCCUCCCUGUUGCUUUGAGUCUUACACUUCUCCAACUACAUCUCUGGGGAAACAGACAUACUAACAAUAAUAAAUGAAACCAUGCUUCACUUCUCACGUGGCUUGACCUAAACACCACCAGUGUCAAACGGGGCAGUUUGACCUGAAUAGCAAAGCUGCUUUGCACAACCUUGAUGUGGUUUAGGAGACGUCUACGUCAUCGCAGUUUAUUUGUUAUGGUGUCUGUGACUCACCUGGUUUUACAUAUUGUGCAGGUACAGUCAGAGCCCCUCUGGUAACCAGUUGAAUUCCGCACUGUCGUUUCACUUCCUAUCUGGGAUGCUGGUUUAUAGCAGAUCAGAAAUGAUUCACCAAACAGUGAUGGAGACUCGGACCUCACACAUUCACCUGGAAAAGCACUGGGGACUAGACAUGUGCAUUUGUUUGAGUGUGUGCAUUGAACAGGGUUUAAUUUUGAGCCCCCCUGUCCCCUAUGGAAUAACAUGGGAGGGGGUUAAUAAUGAGGGUUAUACAAACAAGACAGUCUGAAGAUCACAUGAAUGCAAAUAUGAAACUUUAACGCAUGGCUACUUUACUUUGUGUAAAGGUUUAACACCCUCCCACACACUAACUGAAAUGUCAAACUGAUGCGAAACACAAACACACACACACACGCACACACACACACACACACACACACACACACACACACACACACACACACACACACACACACACACACACACACACACACACACACAUGUAUAUACACACAGGCAUGUGACUGAAAGACAAAGCAUGUCCAAGAAUGAAGAGUGCUUUGAUGUUGAGGUUUCAAAAAGUCUCAGCAUCAUUUGCAUCCAUCCCAAACAAACCCGUGAUGACCAUGGAGCCAUGAGUCUCGUGAUAAGUCAUAGUUGCUCACUGUCCCAUAACUGCUGCUUCAGAGACUCAUGUUUGCUAUUACUGCACAGGCAACAUUGAAUAAAGGACAGUACUAUUUAUUAUUUCACCCUUAUUAUCUCCUUUUUUUUUUUUUUUUAAUAAUUGCUAACAAAAAUAUUUUUAUAUGUUUAUAAUGGUUAGAAUUUUCUAUAACAUGGUUUAUUUCAUUGUUAUGCAAAGUUGCAGGGCAGACAAAAGAGGGUAAAAGGACUAAUCUGUAACAUUUUUGAACAGCAGUGCGUAAAUGCACCGAACUGUGAAGAUACUAUCAUAAAAAUCUGUAUCGCAGCUUGGUUACUGGUUGACUGUAUGUUCUGUGGUUGUUUGAGACUUUGUGUGAAUUCUGCAGAAAAACACAUUCUUAGCCCCCCUGUCUUUUUCACACAGUCUACAUGAGUGUGUGUGUGUGUGUGUGUGUCUGUGUGUGUGUGGCAUGCAUAAUGUGAGUGAUGAUAAGCUCUUACGUCAAUCAGGGCGUUCAUCUUCAGUUCUCAUCGCCUCUGAGCCCCUUAGUUUCGGGAAAACCAGUGAGUGCUCAGUUUUUUGAACAUGUUUGUGGUUUUUUCAGGUGUCUCUGUCUCUCUCUUUUCUUCUCAGUGUUUUUUAAAUGAAUGGGCUCGAAAAACCCAAACAUCCGCUCCUCACUUCCUCAUUUACCGCUUUCUUUCUAUCAGCCUUAGCUCGAUCUCUCUCUCUCUCUCUCUCUCUCUCUUUUCUACAUAUGUGAGACCAGUGUAUAUGCACUUUUACAGUAAAAUGUCUCCUACAAUGCUGUUAAAGAGUACAAAAGCACUGGAAAUUUGAUGCAAAUGUGAAGUUACUGUUGCACUCAUAUUUUGCUGGUUACACAAUAUAAGCACACUUGCACAUAAUACAAAGUAUCUAGUCCAGUGAAAUAGGCAGAUACACAAAUUUAAUUGCAGGAAAGAAAUUGUCACUUGGCAACAGUCUAGUUCCAGUCCAGCAGCCAGGUUAUGCCAACAGAGCCAUAUAUAGUAUAUAUUUAUAUAUCCUUGUAUAACUGUUAUAUGAAACCUAUCAUGUAUAGGGUUGUACUGUAGGACUGUUGUGUCUUGUGCAUGUGUGUAUAUAACUUUGAUACUUGUUGCACAGUGUUGUUUAUUUGACACAAUCACAGAUGUGUAGAUAAUCUGUAUGUCAGAACUUCCUCUUGUGCAACACAGCUUCAUCUACAGCUUGUAUGAGGAAUUUUGGUUCAUGUCAGUUUUGGUGCCCCCUUUUGGCAAAAAUGGAACCUUUUCAUUCUCUGCUGGUUUUGUCCUGGAGCGUUUAGCCAAGUUCUUUUUUUUUUAAAAAGAAUCUCUUCCCAUAAAUUACUGCACCUGAAAACUACCCUGCAGCAACGUUUUUAGGAAGUACAAAAACAAAUUCUGAGAAACUGUCAGGUUGCCUGGUUUGUUGUACAGCUGUGGAGGAAAAAAUUUUAAUUUCACUCUUUCAUAGCUUCAAACUCCUAACAGGUACAGUGUGUAAUAUUUUGCGUACCGUAAUCAGAGGUGUGUUUAAAUUAGUUCAUAACCCCCAAAAUAAAUUUAAAAAAAUAUAUUUUUUAAACAUAGGAUGAGUCCUGUAUAGCAUUGUAAGUGGCAGGCCCUCUUCCACAUAGGUUGCCAUCUUGCACUGCCAUAUUUCUACUGAAGCCUUAAACAGACAAACUAGUAACAAGCGUGUUUUUGUAUUUAGUGGGUGGCGUUGCAAAGUGCACUUCUGGUUGGAGGAGAGCUGUUGUGUGCAAAAAUAUUUGUUAUAUUUGAAACUUGAUAAAAUGCGUAUCAUACUAUGUGUGUCACGACAGCUUCUUGUCCUCAGAGGCCACUGUCGGCUCACAGGCAGGAGGGGCAAGCAAGGGAGCAUUUCAAUCUAAAAUCUCAGCUCAGUGUUCCCAUCUCUACACAGUGCACCUUUAAGCAGGUAUAUCCACAAUGUUUGUUAGCAUGUUAGCAUGCUAAAUCUUACCAGCUGGUGCUUAAAGGCAUGGUUGAUGAUCUGAGAAGCAGUUGGAAAAAAAACUGAGCCGUUGAGACAGAUUUGAAACAAAGCAUCCCACCCCCCACAUACAAACCUCUCCCCUCUGUGCUUCAGGAUAACUGCCCCCCGAACCUGUAUUGCCCUCCCCAUGACACACCCCCUCUUGCAGAGCAAGAAGCCGGCCGGCAGAAGAUCCUAUGCUAGCUUCAAAUAGGAUUCACCUUGUCGGAUUGCUAGUGAGCGGCAGUAAACGCCAGCUCUGCCAGCAAGCACCGUCUGCAGCUGCCUGGACAGCUACUGUGUAGACAUUGCAAAGACUAAUAAGAGUUAUCUAUGUAACAUGUGUCACGAUAAAAGGCAAAAAAUACAUGUUCGACAUUUCCUCUUCUACUCUGCCCUUUUUUCUGUCAGCUUGCGUUUUCCUCCCACUUUUUUUUUUUUUCCGUCCUUCUCCAUCACAGCUCGUGUAGCUAGGCUGCUACGCUACUUUUAGCUGCUCAGAGCUCUGAGGAGGGCCGGAAGGGGACAAGUUGGCACUACUGGAGAGGGGUGUGUCAAAUACAGCGAGGUGAUUGGAUAGAAAGGCGGAGCAGGAGUUUGACCAAUAGGAGCUGUCCGGGACGGAUGGCUCCCAUUGGUCAAUGUUUUUGCAGCCCUGCACCUGCUCGGGUGAACAGAUUUUUUUAGUCUUUUUUCUCUUCACUUUGUGGAGAUCGGGACCAUGAUCGCCAUAUAAACGAGGUUCAUAAUAAUUACCAAUCUCUCCAAUUGUCAACUAUGCCUUUAAUAUUAAGUGCAGCACUGGGGGGUGAAAAUAUCAAAUGCCUUUUAAAGUUUUAACGAGAGUGAGACAUGGAGGGGUGUAGUCAAGUACAUGGGAGUUAUUUCUUCGGUUGUGGAGACAUGUCUUUAAAACUAUAAUUUUGGCGCUUAAAUGAAAGUGAGAAGAUCUUCAAGUCUUUAGGACACACUGUUGGGGCACCAUGAACAUGUUUGCAAAACUUUUAUUAAUCCAAGUAUUAUUGUGUCAUGUAGACCUCAAAAAGAGUUUGCUGGAGACUGACAAUGAGUUUGUAUGAACCACCAGAUUGUGUGUGCUGAUAAAAAUCAAAAUUUCACAUUGAAGUCGUCCAAGCAAUGAACUCAACUAUUGCAUCCAAAGUUGCUUGAAAGAGGAGCUGCAGAGGAACAUCUCACACUCAGAAACUUAGUAAACUAUGAACAGCUUGUUGGUCAAAGAGUGCAUGGCUACAAAUUGGUCUCUGAUAACUCUUAAAAACUGUAGGUGUUACUCAUGUGCUAAAUGUAUAUUUUUGUCUUAAAGGACGGCUCUUACAAAAUGGUAAACAUGCUUAUCCAGGUUUGCUUUAGUACAUAAUGCACUGAGAUACUAGCUGUCAUUUCUUGUUAACUAGGCUCUGGUGUCUCUCUGCCACUCUUUUGUUUAUGAUUCCCACACUCUUACACAUCACCUCGUAGCUCAGCUGGUUUUUAGACCACAGUACAAAGCCGGUUGCAGUCUGAUUACCCAGUUUGGAGAACCUUCACUCUACAUACCAGAAAGUACAACACACACCUCUUUGCCUUUCUCUCUCUCACUCUCUCUCUACACACUCACACAUACACACACAGACACACACACACAUGCGCGCUAGGUCAAUCAGCUCUGUUGCGGCGAGCAUGGGACUCCUGUCUGCGUCAAUGAUGCUGCGCUUGGGGUUAUCUGGGGCUGUGGUCUGCCCCACUUCCAGGAACAAGAAACAGUACGGUUUCAUCUGAAGUGAAAAAGAGAGAGAUGGAUACAGAAUGAAAUAGUACAAAUAGAGAGUCAGCAUAACUGUAUACCUAUUAAAGGCACAUACAGAUAUAGCAGUGAGAGAUGAGCUCUGAUUCAUUUGUUUUUAAGAUCGUGAAGCACAGAACAAGAGGCAUCUACUGAGUCUGAGGACAGAGUAAAUCAUGAUUAGUCUCUCCAAUCUGUGUCUGAGUUAUUGUUGACACAGCUGGGGUGUUUUAUAGGAAGUUGAUAGUGUGUACAGUAAAAAUAAUAAAUAGAUGCUGAUACAGAUUUGUUCAGUUACUGUAACAAGGCUAGCUGAGGAAAGACCCACAGCACACACUCCUGCUUUAUAGCGCAGUUCUGCUUUUUUUUCCACCAUAAUGAAAUGUCAGGAGUGAAUCAUUUGAUAGGCUGCACAUUUAGCUUGGACUUUUUUUUUUUUUUUUUUUCAAAAUAAGGGUUGAAAAUGCUUGUUCAUGCAACCCAAAAACAUAAACAUGCAUGCAGAGUUUAUCCAGCUCUGCCCUUUAACGAACUGGUUUUUAAUUGUUUACAUCGACAGCUGUAGUGCCGUUAGUUCGCAACCGCCAUGUGAAGGUUGGCUCAUGUUGUGCCUCAGUUUGGCAAACCACAGGUACUACUCUGUUUAUACUUGCCUUUGUAAAACUUAAUGCUGCGAUGUCUGAAUCAGAACUAUGAAAAGGCUGAUAGACAGAUAGGUAGAUAGAUAGACAAGAACAGACAGACUGAAACAUAGAUAACACAGAUUGAGACAAAUUGAUAAAUAAACAUAAAAGCCCCAAAACAUGCAAUGCACAUAUAACAUUAUUGCAAUAACUGUGAUUUUCCCACAAUCUUGUUCUGAUUAAAUGUGCAGGGAAGUGUAGUUUUUAUGUCUAAAUGAAGGUCUUUUAGUUUUCUUAUAGAGGUCUUUAAUCUUUUCAACAGGAAAUUACAGCUCUUAAUGAUUCCAUGUUAGUGGGACACAUCUCUGAGAGGAAUUGAUGCAAGUGCGUCUGUCAAUGUAUGAACUAAUUGUCUGAUAUUUAUUUUCUUUUUUUUUUCAAAGGUAGUUUAAACUUCUCAAGAAACGUCCCUGUUUCCUGUCUCAGGCUUGUGCUGUUUGCCUGCCUUUGACUUCUCCAUCAGAUGAAGCUGACUGAGUGAGCACCUAGAGAAAGCCCCUGUUAGAAACCAUAAAGCUUCAUGGCUGGAUUUCACAGCAAACACAGAAAGAUUAAGAAUGCUGCCAUUGUUACUGACAACAGGAAGUGACACAAAAGCUAUCUGACUGUUACUGGAAGUCUCUGUUAACUGAUAAAUUGAAAAAGAAAAAUGUGAAAAACGGCAACACCCAUUUCUACAACAUACCCUCCCCUUGGUAGUUUUCUACCCUGUCCUCAACUUUGGCCUACACUUGUUCUUCCCCUUCAGGUAGAAACCUCUGAUAGUGGUUUCCCUUUAGUCUUGAUAAGAACAUGAUAAGCACAAUGUGAGUCAUGCCUGUACAUCUGUGGAGCUUCUCCGCACAACUGUCACUCGGAUGUUCUUAAUCAAGUCAUUGAGUUCACCUUGGAGCUUAUUUGUCCACGUUAUUUUUUAUUUUUUCAACCCAAAUAAGCAGUUUGGAUCGGUUAGUUAAAGCAGAAUGGGAUAACUCCUCUUUAAACAUGAGCACUGGGUACAAUUGAAAGCUAGCCUCUUCUGUCUGAGGGCAGCAACCUCUGCUUUGGCAUUUACUCGCAGAUCAAGAGCGAACUCAUGAACAUGUUGCAACUUUUUACCUUACGGCUGGUACUCUGCAUUUUUUUUAAUCGAAAACUGUAUUUAUAAAUAACAGAGAAAGCAACAUGUCAUAGUUAGGUAUGUUGUCCAUACAGUUUGUGUAUACAGUAGCCACCAUGGAGGCUGAAGGUUGAUCAAAGCAGCUUUAGAGGCACUUUAGUCAUUGAGACUGUUGCAUAGGAAGCACCAGUACCUCUGUGUUCAUCGCACGAAAACUAAGUUCUGGUUCGUUUUCUACUGAGGUCAAAUCUUGUUUCUGGAAUGCAGUGUGUCAGUUGGUGGCAAUACCAGUGAAGCUUUUUCCUCUCUAUUUUAGCUGUAUUUGUGAAUUAUCCUUUUGUCUUUUUGAUUGCAGGGCUCUACACAUAGCUGUGGUACAGGGGGAGCAUGCCAUGGUCUGCAAACUGAUCGAACUUCUGCUGCUGGCUAACAGAAGUCUGGACAUUUACAACAACCUCCGCCAGGUAAAACACAUGCACCGUGAAAACAUACAUGACAACACAUUUCUGUGCUUAACCAAGACUAAAGCAAACACUGGGCUUUAUUUUUGACCCACAUCCAACCUUUGCACAAAUUUAAGCCUUAAUAAGAUUCAGUUAGGUGGUCACUGAACAACUCCUGUAUGAUUUCCACAGGUAAACUAAAUUCACUGCUAUGACAUCUGGCAUUCAAUUUGGGAGUUUGUGGACUGUAAUUCACAUAUUGUCAGGCUGGGGUGGUCAUUCAAGGAAUGGCUAUUUUUUCAACGUGUCUUCGUCCCUUUUUGUUCCUAAGAGGUUGCAUAUAUUUCUAUUUCUUACCUAUUUUAUGUUUUUAUUUCGGUCCUCUUGGUCUCAUUUUAUGUUGCAUGGUUCUUGUAUUGUCUGGGUUCCUUAUGACAUAUCAAAUUGGCUUCAAUUCUGAUUUUGAUUGUCUUUAUUUCCAUGUGCUUUAAGAGUAUUAGUUAAAGCACUUUGUAAACUUCUGUUUUUAAAAGUGCUUUAAAAUUAUUAUUAUUAUUAUUAUUGUUGUUGUUGUUGUUUUUGUUGUUAUUAUUAUUAUAUAUUUUAUUAUUAUUAUUAUUAUUAUUAUUAUUAUAUGUGCACACAUGUCUGCACAUUGCAGUUUGUAAGGCAUGAGCAAUUGGUUGCCAUUUUUAAUGUGGCACCAAUUCAAUCAUUAACCAAAGUUUGUAUGUAUUUCUCAGCAUCACCUGGUGCAACAGAUGAGUGAAAGAUGUAAAGUUUAACAGGGGACUUCUACUUGGCCAACCACAGCACGACAUGUAGAUACAGUCCCCCGCUUCACAGUUCUGAUAACAGUAACAUGGAAAAGAAUGAAAGAGGAAGUGCCUUGGUUUCCUCCUUGCCUUGUGCUGCAUUAUCACACGCUCUCUUCCAGUCAUGGUGACUGAUGGUUAUGUAGUGGAAUUCACCCUUCCUAGUUCUCCACCUGUACUUGCCGCAAGACAAAGCCACAUUCAUGCUGGAAAGGACGAUAUGUGUUUUCUAAUGUUCUCUUUGCAGAACGUGACUCCCGUGAACUCUCAUGAACCCUGAACUCAUAUCUCAUGGCGUGGCUUUAACAACAAGCACAUGAACAAACAGGAUAAUAUGUUAGAAAUUGAAAACACACCAUUUUUCAUUAGAAGCCUAACUGAUAACUGGCUUUGUUCUUUGUGUAUGAAGAGUUAAACCGGCAUUCUUCAUCCGGGGGUAACAUAUAUAAAUGGACAAAUGAACCCAAUGAACUGUUAUAGUUUUGACCUUUUUAGUAAAAAUGACUGUCUUUCAAUGCUUUUUGUUUAAAGGAAAGGGAAAAUACAUUGUCCUGUUAAAGAAUGAGUACAAGAAGGUGUCUUUGAGUGUUUCCCAAUACAGGGUUGUCCCAGCCACUGGCCGCUGGCCAACACUUGCACGUUCUUUUCCGCUCUGUUGUCUCCAGCUCCUCGCCCUCCUGCUGUGCAUCCUGCCAGCUUUUUUGUCUUUCAUCCUUCGACAAAGACAGCACCUGAGCCCUGCAGCGUCGUAGUUCUCAGACUGGGGUUUCACACCACACAGGACACCACCGGUGCGCUUACCAGAAAUAACGCUGGCGCUAUCAUCAGUUGUUGUCUUUCCUCAUUGCUGAGGCUUGACAGCAUAGGUUUUGUGAUAUCCUGUGUGUGAAGAUGCAUGCACGCAACACUGAUACACAAACAGCUUUUUCACACACACGCGUAUUUUGCCAUUUGCAGUUAUUACCAAAAGGAGAGACUUUCUGGCACAGGUCUUCUGUCAUUAGCCAGCGUAUACUCCAGUGUGGUUUCAGCUGAACAGAACUAGAAGGGCAAGGAAAUUUUAUUUAGCUAAAGAAACAUUUCACUAGACAGGUCCCACCACAUUUUUCUGCCGCUUGUCAACUUCCUACUGACAGCAAAAAAAUUAAAUACAGCUUUUCCAAUAUUGAUGACGAAUCCCGAGUUUCUGUGGUUUUACAUAUGGAACUUUCUGACAGGGUGUUACUAUCAGUACCUUAACUGAACAAUAAUGCAAGUGUAAGUGCUUGAUUUCUCUUCCACUCCAUGAACUUCUAAGAUGUUAUGGAGACACAUCUGUUUGAUACUCCCACACUGGUCAUGCUGUCAGUGUAACUUCACAAACACACUCUUUAGUAGCUGCUCUUGCCAGUGUAUGGUGUAGUGUAUGACACUGAAACGAGAGGGUUUUUGGUUUUUAGUCCCCGAGGACCACCCACACAAAAACAUGCACAUAUGUUCAUGUGCUUUAUGAGUAACAGCUACAGUGCAGUUUGCAAAAUAGUGUGCAACAGUUUAAAUUUAUUAUGUAUUUUCAGUGAAGUAAUGAAUUUUACAGUUUUUCAGUUUUCUUUUUGCAUGCAGGUGGUGUGCUUUUAAUUUCAUUUUUGUGUAAGUGCCUGUGUCUUUGUUUGCAUGAGUGUCUGUGUGUGAUUGUGUGUGCUUAAUAUUCUUCUUCCGAGAAGUCACAUGACUCCCCGCUCAGGGCUGUUUCUCACCAUACCUUGCUGAGGUUCACAGGGUAGUUUACAGGGACUUUCCCUUCCUGCUCGCCCGCUCUCUCUCUCUGUCUCUCUCUCUCUCUCUGUCACUUCUGUCUCUCUUCCGUAUCUCUUACUGCAUAUCAGUUGGUUUCCUAAAUAUAAAUUACAAUGUGGCUGAUUCUAUCAGCGUAACUGUGAACGUCACUGAAGUAAGAGUGUGUGAUCAUUAUUCACGCAACAGCUGAAGCUUGCAUAGUUCACCGCAGAAAAACAGCCAAUCUCAUAGAGCUGCCUUCCACCUCGCUUUGUAUUUGGCACUGCUUACAGCCUGAGGGCAGCACUCCAUGCCCAGAAACCUCCUCUCUUCUCAUCUUUUCAUCUCCUUCAUGUUGAUCUGCUCAUUUUGCAGGAAUGCAAGUGUGCGAGGACAGACCCAGGGGAAAGAGAAGGGAUUUUCCCUUGUGAUCCCGUCUUUCCCCUGAACUCCCCGCUGCUGCUUCCGUCUCUUCCUCAUUCCUCAGUCCAACCCCCACCCCCCACACCCCCUUCCUCUUAUCUGUGCUGGAUUUUUUUGUUUUAGUCACUCUGAGGUCCCUUACAGGAACCCACAACUAGACCCUGCCAACUCUCCCCACUAAAGAGGUCCAUUUUGGAGACCUUAAAAGGCCGUCGUGUGGAAGGUCAUUUUUUAGGUUUCGUAAGGGGUUUCAUAAAUUUCAUCACAGCCGUCUGACGAAAAUAGAAGGAUGGGCCCUUUUGUUGAAGAAAGGAGUGCUGGUUUUAGGAAGUUAAAAGACUUAAAUUUUUCUGUGAAGUAUAUUGUGUGAGUGUCUGUGUGCAAUUAUGUGUGUGUUGUUUUAUCUGUGUGUGUGUAUGAGUCACAGGAUUCAGGGAAACGGGAGCUAAAGGGAAGAACGCUGGCAUUGACACACUUGUGGAAUUCCACAACAACGCUCUCCCACCGCUUGACUGUCUUCUUUUUUUUUUUAAUUGUCUUUACUGGAACAAACCUCCACUAAACACACACACACACACACAGACACACACACACAUCUAUGCACGCACACACACACUAUAUACAGUACUGUUACAGCAAAAAUGAAACUUGGAGCAACCACCCGUUCCUGAUUGGUGUGUUUAUUGUGUAACCUUAAAGAAGUUAAAAAUUCCAGAUUAAAAGACUUCCCUUUACGACUGAACUUCUGGAUUGCUUUAUUUAAACAGGGGUUGUCAGAGCCCUCCAUGACCACAGUUGACAUAAUUAUCAACAGGAUGAUACAUGCUUACCUCACCCAAAAGAACAUCCUAGAUUGCACAAGUGAUUUCACUCAGCACUUCCAGGAAAGCACCUGGUUAAGUGUGUGUAAUUUUUGUUUUCCCUGCACUUGCAGACUGUUGUUUGUCUCUUGGAGCUGGUUCCUCCUUGUUUUGGAUAAAUCACAUGGUCUCAUGAUGAUUGGUUUGUUGCUGUUGUCAGUGUUUACUCUAUGGUGCAAAGGUCUCCUCACUAACAGGCACUUUGAUUUGAUUGCUCACAACUGAGUAUUUUUGGCAUUGUGUUAGUCUGUGCAUGUAUUGUGUGUUUGUUUAUACAUGGAAAUUGUCACGUAGUACCUGUGCCAGUAUGUCACGUUCUCAUGAUGUGUCAUAAAAAUAAUCCUCCAAGACGUGGUUCCUUCUUUCUUUCAGGCGUUGGUCUGUUCUUACAGCAGUUGUUUUGUCAUGUAUCUGACCUUUAACCUGUAGAACAGGUUAUAUCGAGACAAUUGCAUUGACAAGAAGUUCCUCAGACUCCACUUUCAAGAUCAUGAUGAUUUGGAGAUUUAAUGAAUCGUCACUUUCCCUUUUUGGUGUUUCUGCCGGUAAAAAUAAAUUAACCCUAGAACACUAUUGUCGGGAGAUUUUGUUUUGUUUUGAACAUGUUUACGUGAUUUUCAUUAUGUUGCGUUUGUCUGAGUAUCAUGGGUCUCUGGGUAGCUUCAGCAUUGUCUUUGACAUCUUUGAAGGCGUAUUUGUUUCCCUGAUCCAAAACCUGCUUUUUCCUACUUUUUUGCACGUGUUCAGGUGAUUUUCACUCGGCAAUAGUGAUAGAGGGUAAAGUAGGUUUGGGUGGAUUUGAUAGCUGCAUGUAGGCGAAUAAGGUCAGUAAGAGUGGUCCUGGAAUUUACAUGCUAUCUUUAUUUAUUUUUGAAUAUCUACCUAUCACAAAGUAGUGAUUUUCAAGGGAAUUCAUAUGGUGAUAGAAAUAUUUUAGUCAGCUGUUUUUUUUCCUCCUUUUGGACACUGCACAGUUAAAAUAAAAGAAAACUACUUUAAUUUGUCAUGUAUUGUCCCAUUUUGAUAUAUUUUUAUGACAAGGACUUUUCCUUGGGUAUAUUAUUUCAGGUAAAAAUCACCCGGCGAUAGUGACGGUGUUACUUAUUUUAGCGAUAGUGUUCUAGAGUUAAAGGAAACCAUGUUGGGUUUGUUUGCUUUUUGGGAGAUCAUGUAAUUUUCAGGUAUUUAUAGUUUACAUGCAGCUACAGAUGGUUCACUUAGCUUAGCGUAAAGACACCAAACAGAGGGUAGAGGCUGGAGAUGGCUCUGUCACCCCCUACCCACACAAAGCAUAUAGAAAAUGAAAGGUAAUACUCAAGCCCGUAAAAUACGGAUUUUUUUAAAUACUAUUUUUUUCUGUAUAUUAUAAACAAUGUGUGGUUAUCUGGUAGAUAGAUUAAGGUUUAUUUACACCGGUUUCCAGCUAACUGUUAGCUCCUUUUGGUCUCGCUAAACAAGCAGUAAUCUCUGAUGUUGAGAAAUGAUGCCAGUGUGGGAGAACAAAAACUAAAGAAUUCCCCAUUUGGACCAACAUUAAAAUAGCCAGACUUGAUACAAAAAGGGUUUUGGUUUCUGUUGUUCAACUUUUCAUUCAUCCUUCAUUUGAUUUCUAAUAAGGCCAAGAGUUGUGGUUAGCUUACAUAAGCAGGGGUGUGGCUGACUGGACUGAUUGUUGUCUGAGUUGUUUAUCACAAACUGAGUUUCAUUUAGCUUGCUUCAAUUUUUGUGAGAUAAGCUAAAAGUUGUUUGGAGUCAGCAUAUCCAGCAUGGUGACUACCUUUAUAGGGAGACUAAGUCCAUAUAUCUAACAGGCUUUGUUUGUACCACCAGAACUCAAGAUCUUGGAUUUCCAGUGUUUUAUAAGCUUUUUCUGAUCAGAACAGCAAAACUCAGAUAGAUGCUUGUUUUAAAAGGAGGGCCUCUUUAGAAACAAGAGCUCUAUCACUAAUUUUAAGAGCCUGGAAUGAUGUUCCCGAGGACAGUGGAGAGUGGGGGCAUUGUUCAGCAGUAGCUGGGAAUCAGACUCUCUGAAUACCAUCUUGUGUGUACUUCAGUGUGAAAAAUGAAAAUCUAUUUCAAGAGACCGAGUAUUGCACUUUGUGGUAAUGGACCUGAAUACACUGGUUUGUCUAAACUGUCAUCUUUGCUUUCAUCCUCCCUCACAGACGCCCCUUCAUCUGGCGGUGAUAACCCAGCAGGCAAAAAUGGUGGAGAAUUUAUUAAGAGCAGGGGCCGACCCUGCUGCCUUGGACCGCAACGGCCAAACAGCGCUCCAUCUCUGCUGCGAAUACGCCCAUCAUGACUGUCUGUCAGUUGUGCUCCCUUUCUCCUUGUCCCCUAUAUGUCUGGAGAUCAGAAACUUUGACGGUAAGACAUGGUUAUGCUAAAGAUGCUCCUUGGUGUACACUGUGCUGAAAAUGCAUCCGACAAAUAAAGAUCUGAGUUGACUCAUAAACUCUUUUAAGGAGUUGUUAAAUCUGGCAAAGCUAUGUUAUUCCAGUAACUUCCUUGAAUUUACUUAAUGAGGACAUGCAAAGUCGUUCUCAAAGACCAACAACUUCAGUAAAUACACUUUGCUGCAGUUUAUUUAAUGUGAAACAAUAAGACACCAUCAGAAAUAACUUUUCACAUAUACAACUGCAUUUCUGAUUGAGUUUAAUCCUCAUCCAAGUACUGUGAAUGCUUAAAUAACACUAAUUUUCAAUAUUCUGAUGUAAGACCAAACAGUACGUACAGGAUAAAGAGAUAUGAACGCUGUGAACAUAGUGAGAUUGUGCAGGUUGUUUUUUGUAUUUUGGCAGGAAGAGAAGAAGCCUUUGACUCCUCUGUGGUCUACUUUAGUGUCACUUGGCCACAACUCCACAGUACGCCUCUGAUGUCAUAGCGCAGAGACAUAUUUAGCAUAAGAGCAGCAAGUCUGGCUACAGGAGAAAGCCCCCGAAAUACGCACAGGCUCCUCUCUCCCCACAUUAAUUAUUAUCUUAGGGGGAGCAGGGUUUGCUCAGACAUCAGCUCUAACAACAUUAUAUAUUUGCACCAUGCAAAUAACAAAAUCUACUUAUUGUUGAUCAUGGCGUAGAUCCAGAAGGAUCUUCUCCAGGUCAAACAAAAGAAAAUACAGCAGGACUUCAUGGUCAGGUGUUCUAGCAUCAUGCACUGUCUCAGAUCCUUAACACUGUCAAUAUGUUUAUCUUUUUUUUACACUAAAUGGUGAUGCUAUGUAUCUUUUUACAUGUUUCACUUCAUUCUAACAUGCAAAGAAACAAAAUAUAGAAGCACGAAAAGGAAUAAAAUAGCACUAAUUUAAACUACACUUACCUGUUUAAGUUGACAUACCAAAGAAACAUCAACCAUCAUAUCAGAUUUUUCUUGUACCUUGAUAAGCAAAACGACACACCCUUAACAAGUAAAAGGAAGUAACAAUACAAUAUGACUACUUCUCUGGUAUACAUUUCCAUAUUUUUAGUUUUGUGAAGCUGUUCUGCCGAAAUAAAACUUGUUUUGUGUACAGAAACCUAGUACUGACAUUUCUGUGUAUAUUGCACAGUAUACAGUAUACUUUCUUGCUUGUCUGUGAGAGUUUAUCAUUAGGAGAGGUCGAAUAUUUACAAACUGUUUCCUGCAGAAUGUGAGAGGACUCAUUCAACUUGGGUUUAUGCAUCCUGUGUGUUUCCAUAUGUGUGCCUGCAUGUCUUUGUUGUGACACACUUGUUUUAUUUGUCUGUGUUCUUAGGUUUGAGCGCUCUCCAUCUGGCUGUGCUGCAUGGCCAUGAGGGCUUGGCCAGAAUGCUGAUAGAUGCGGGUGCUGACAUCAAUGCUAUGGUCAGUUCCUUUUGCUGACUUGUGUCUGACGAAGUUUCAGAACAUCACAAAAUUUCAGAUUUACCGUCUCUGAGUUCUCUGAAUUUUCCCAUGGUUCUUUUUUCCCCUCUAAUCAGGAUGUAAAAAGCGGACAGAGUCCCCUCAUGCACGCGGUGGAGAGCAAUAACGCAGACAUGGUCCACUUCCUCAUUGAGGUAAUACUGGUGUGUGGGCAGGGAGGAAAGAAGGGGGGAAGGGUUGUGACUCAGCUCUCUUUGAUAAUUCUGGUUUUCUCCUUCCAACUUAAAAUACACUCUGGGUGUACUUUUCUUUCUAGAUAAGUCAUGUAAAGAAAUGUACCAACAAACUUGAAGCUUAGUUUGUUGUUGUAACUUAGCAGAUGUGGUGCACAUGGGCAGAAUUAAGUUUUCUCCAACCUUCUUCUCUCCUUUUAAAGCAUUAUUAUUCCUUCACCUCCCAUCUGAUCUGACCCUCUGUACGGCUCGAUCUUAUGUUUCACUUUUCAUGCUGAACUGCGUCUGCUCUUUCUGCCUGUGUGAAUCAUAUGUGUGUCAACUUCUUCAUUUUUUUUUCUGUUGCAGAGAGGUUCCGAUGUUAACGGCCAGUCAUACAGCGGGAACACAGCUCUGCACAGUGCCUGUGGUCGAGGUCAGGUGGACACGGUGCGGUUGCUGCUGAAGAGCGGAGCUGACAGUAGCCUCAAGAACUACCACAAUGACACCCCUGUGAUGGUGGCUAAGAACAAGAAAGUAAGCAAAGAAAGAACAUGAAAAAGCCUAUUUACAUAAUGAAGCAGGCCUCUUUGCUGCAGUAUUUGUUGUAGCCUUUUGUGAUGUAAAAUAAUGGAAAAUCAACUUUAUCUGCUACUUCUGUGACUCCAGAAACAGUGACAUUUGUUUAAGGCAGAACAACAUUAAUGUCAAGAGCCAUGUAAGAAAAAAAUUUGUCUUUUCUGCCCUCUAGAGGUUGAACAUAAGGGGUGCAGCAAUGUUAUCCACCAAUGUUGUAUUCUUUAAUUACAUUAGGUCAUGCACUUUUAAUCCUUUGCAGAUAUCAGAUGUGUUGCGAGGGAGAGGCUCCAGCCAGAUACGAGUCCAAGAUCAACUCUCUGUCUCUAACUCACCACAUGGGAGCAACUUAACAGAGAUUGGUAAGGACAAGCCCUGGAAGAAAAUAAGUGCCUCUAAAAAACCAGGUUUGUAACCAGUACUUUUUAACCUGUCUUUUAGGGUCCCCAUCUCCCAACCACAGUCAAGGAUAUUCACCUUCAACGACCCCACACAUCUCUUAUCAUAGCAACUCUCACUCUCCAAUGACUCCAUCUACACUUGUACAGCAGCCAAACUUUUAGCUCUAAGUUACUGUACGUCCAGAACAACUUUCGGCUACCUCUACAGAGCUGACCAAAGGAGACUCAGUGCCAAAGAGGACAUCUGGGAGAAGGUUUGGCCAAUGGAAUGAUGGACUACUAAAGACUGCAGUGGAAAUAAGACACUUCUACAUGUUGGCCAUCUUUCCCUGGACUCAGUGAAGACAAUUUGUUCCACUCCUCGACUGGAUUUUGAUGCCUGGGCUGAGCGUGUUUAUACUCCGGCUGUUGUAUCCAAAUUGGUGAUGUACAAACUGUUGUGCAUAUCAGCCAGGUCUCUGCGCCCAUAAAUGCUGCAAUCGUUUUAACAUGCAAAUGAAGGCAAACAAAGAAAUCACAUCAAUAACUUUUUCUGUACUUUGUGAAAUGCCUUCGAAUGCUGGACUUGGGCCUGAAUGUUGUGAACUGUGGGGACAUUUGAAACAGUGUUUUUGUCUGUGUUAUUUAAAAGAAAAAGACAAGGAUAAAACAAGAAAUGAAGUGAAUGAAAAGGGGGAGAGAUUACAAGCAUGAUUGUAGUCACCUGUAAAAUGUGUGUACAGUUUGCUUGCUUUAAAGGGAUAUUCCGGCGUAUUAAUUCAGGGUGAAACACACAGUUGAACCAAGUUAGACACUUCCCUCUAGAGAUGAAUGUUGCCAACCAAUUGCUUCUCUAGCUAUACCAACUUUAGUGACCGCAGGAUAGCAAUACACAUAGACCUGAGGAGCUAUAAACAAACCUCAACCAAAACGCCA
Messenger RNA from Xyrichtys novacula (pearly razorfish), 18699 nucleotides. The record is from the annotation of a GenBank genome assembly. NCBI's taxonomy places the organism in Eukaryota, Metazoa, Chordata, Actinopteri, Labriformes, Labridae.